Messenger RNA from Pygocentrus nattereri (red-bellied piranha), 1000 nucleotides. RefSeq names its product biliverdin reductase B (gene blvrb). NCBI's taxonomy places the organism in Eukaryota, Metazoa, Chordata, Actinopteri, Characiformes, Serrasalmidae. The record is from RefSeq and is a predicted model, not a curated record. The transcript is spliced from 5 exons. Bases 126 to 749 code for a protein of 207 amino acids.
UCGUUCAGGAUUCGGACAUCUUUAAGUGAGGAAGUGAGUGAGGUGCUGCAGACUUACACCUUCAGCCCUCAUCCUGCAGACAGACACAUACUCUCUCAGUCAGACAGACAGGCGGACAGGCAGACAUGACUGAUGCAGUUAAGAACGUGGCGAUCUUUGGCUCUACUGGAAUGACCGGAGCGGUGACCUUACCGAUCGCAGCUGCUGCAGGUUAUAACGUCACAGUGUUGGUGAGGGAUCCAUCCAGGCUGCCUGCUGACCACAAAGCCUCCAGAGUGGUGGUGGGAGACGUGCUGAAUAAAGAGGACGUGAAGAAGACACUGGAGGGUCAGGAUGCGGUCAUGAUCAUCCUGGGCACCAGGAACGAUCUCAGUCCCACCACCAUGAUGUCCGAGGGAACCCGUAACAUUCUGGAGGCCAUGAAGGCCCGCGGUAUCCGCAAGGUCAUCGCCUGCAUGUCUGCCUUCCUACUGUGGGACAGAGCUAAAGUGCCCCCCCGCCUGGUCCCUGUCACUGAAGACCAUGACAGGAUGUACACAGUACUGAAGGAGUCCGGGCUGGACUACGUGGCUGUUAUGCCCCCCCACAUUGCUGACAACCACCCUCUGACGGAGAAGUACACUGUGACUGAGAACAUGCUGAGAGGAAGAGUCAUUUCCAAAUACGAUCUCGGCCAUUUCUUCGUCAAGUGUCUGUCCACAUCAGAGUGGGAUGGAAAGACGGUGGGCGUCUGCGGAGAGUACAGCUAAACUGACCAGACCAAGCUAAAAUGUGCUCUCGUAAUGAGACGCUCACGUUUAUUUACCCCACCUGUAACCUGUCACACAGAUCAGAAUAUCACUAUUAAUAAUCAAAAACAUGCACAGUCAUGCAGUAGGUUUUAUAUUACAAAAGACAUUUUGAUUAAAUAGAAAUGUUUUGCAGUCUCUGGUUACAAAGUGCCUUGUUCUACUAAAUCACAAUACAUUGUCUUUUCCUAUUAAACACGCAUUUCUGAGAA